Molecule: messenger RNA, 2034 nt
Organism: Xyrauchen texanus (razorback sucker)
Lineage: Eukaryota; Metazoa; Chordata; Actinopteri; Cypriniformes; Catostomidae
Gene: dnase1l1l
Product: deoxyribonuclease I-like 1-like
Exons: 5
Coding region: 317-898 (193 amino acids)
Biological process (GO): DNA catabolic process
Cellular component (GO): nucleus
Molecular function (GO): DNA nuclease activity
Source: RefSeq, a predicted model, not a curated record
AGAAAUGUUUAUUUUGUGAUUCUGUUUAUUGGUGCAGAAAUAACAAAAUUCAGUUUUAAGUUAUUAACUGACGUACCCUUAAAAUCUUGCUUGACAGCAAUGGUCACCAUUCACCUUCAUUGUAUGGAAAAGAGCACCUUGGACUUUCUGCUAUACGUAACUCCUUUUAUGUUCCACUGAAGAAAGUAAUAUGUGAUUCCAACAUGAGGGUCAGUAAAUGAUGACUUUGAUUUACUACCCCUUUACAUUUCUGCAUGCUGUGUUCACAGAAAAUAUAUGCUACAGGUUCAAGAGCAAUACCAUCAUUCAGAGUUGAAUGAGACAGCAGCAGAAGUGUUCUCCAGAGAACCAUUCAUCAUAUAGACAAGGACGGAGCCAAGAGUUUUUCAAAGGGGUGGCCAGGCAGGGGCAAGCGAUCAGUCUGUGGUGGCACAGAAAUGUUCGGGCAGCAUUUUUAUAUUGUCAGACUGUGGAGGCAGUGGGGGCUAAUGACACUACAAUGACACCCAGGACAGAGAUGUUUGGCGAACUUGUGGUGAAGAACAUCCUCAUUGGUCAGCAUACCUGUCCUAAGAAUGCAAUGAAAGAAAUUGAGGCACUCUACAAGGUUUUCCAAGCAGUCAGGAAAAAAUGGAAAAUUGAGAAUGUGAUGUUUCUGGGCAACCUGAAUGCAGCUUGCAACUAUGUUACCAAUAAAGCACUGAAAAACCUGUGUCUCAGGAGUGACCCAAAGUUCCACUGGUUGAUUAGAGACGAACAGGACACUUCAGUCCAUAACAGAACACACUGCACUUAUGACAGGAUUAUUAUUCAUGGCAAAGAACUCAUUUCUGGAACAGUUCCAGAAUCUGCUCAGCUGUUCAACUUUAAACAAGAGCUCAGUCUAUCUGAAGAAUAGAGGAUGAUUACAAACGAACCAUCUCUACCUCCUGCGUCACGAACUCUGAACUAUGAAAAUCUGUGAACUGCUUUAUAACGAUAAUGAUUAAGGAAGUACCUGACAUGCUGCUUUACUGGUACUCACACUAUGAUAUGGUACUCUUCUAUGAACUAUGGUACCAACAUCCGUGCAGAACUUUCACUGUUUAAACGACACGUUACUACACUAAUUCAAAGUGCACUUAGUAAGUUUGCUAAUUGCUAAACUUUUACAUAGAAAUAAACAGUAAGAGUUUAGUAGAAUAGUAUUUUUAAAAAAUGAGAUGGGGACUCUAGUCAAAUCAGUUUUAGAGAAAAAAGGUACAAAUGGUCCUCACCAUGUUGAGAUUAUAUGACCAGCCGAACAUUACUCUCUUUUUUCCCCAGAGUGACAAUUUGCACCUAGGUGUAAAUAACACCUGUCACACAACAUGGCUAUUUGCAUCCCAGUAAUCUAUUGGAAAGAGAAUUGUAUGAAAUAUUGCCGUUUACAACAUUGCUUCUGUUGCGUAGGGCGUAAUGCCGGUGAGAUUGUGCCUAUUAGACAUGUGUUCAAUUCCGUGACUGUCAAACUCUUGUUUCUCAUUCUGUUUCCUGUCUCCUCUCUUAACAUUUUUUUUAAUACUACUAAUAAGAAUGAAUAUAAUAAGAAGUUUAAUGUUGUAGUAACCAUGUUUUUGGUGGAAACCACAGAUCUGAUGCUGUUAUCAAUAGUGUUACUACAGUAAUAUGGUGUUCAUAUAGUAACGGUGUUUAAUAUUGUGGUUACUAUGAUUUUACUACAAAAUACUAUGGUGAUGCUAUAGUUACUGUAGUAAAACCAUGGUUCAUUUUUGUAAAGGAAGGUUAGGUUUAAGGGUAGAGGUUGGUAUAAAUUGUAUGUGGUACUCUAUAUAAACACAAUAAAUGUGCUGCAAUGAUGACCCUAUACUGUACUGUAUUUUAUAUGCCGUGCACAUCGUAUCUGCCACUAUUUGCAUCACAGGGCAAACAACAUCUACCAUUAUUUGUACCAGGGUUGGGGUGCAAAUAUUAUUUGCGCUUGGGGUGCAAAUAGCAUCUGCCUUUUAAAUAAAACAUUUUAAUUGGAAACUUUCACUCGUGCAAUAAAAUAAU